Messenger RNA from Daphnia magna, 1491 nucleotides. RefSeq lists its product as uncharacterized. The record is from RefSeq and is a predicted model, not a curated record. NCBI's taxonomy places the organism in Eukaryota, Metazoa, Arthropoda, Branchiopoda, Diplostraca, Daphniidae. The transcript has a single exon. Bases 1 to 1491 code for a protein of 496 amino acids.
AUGUAUCCGAAGGUGGGAAGCCCCAAAACAACCAAAUUCUCUGGUUCAAGCGCUACUGAAUCGACUAAACGAACUCUGCUGCCGAUCGUUCCAGUGAUUCUGCGUGCCAACGGGAAGAAGUACCAUCUAUUUGCGCUUCUAGACGGUGGAAGCGAAAUAUCUGUUAUCAGGAAAAAGGUCGCAACUCUUCUCGGAUUAAAAGGCCGCAUGGAACGAGUCGUUACAAGAACGGUUGAUGGAGAAAGCCGACCGACUGAUCAUGAGAUAGUGAAAUUCAACAUUGCCUCGCUGGAUGGUCGUUUCAGCCUCGACAUCAUCGACGUACACGUGAUGGACACUUUCCGGCUGAACAAAAACUCCAUUGGCCUGACUGACCUUUCCAAGAAAUGGCCACACCUUGCUCAUGUGCCAAUACCUUCGGUGCUCGAUGAAGAUGUUGCUAUCCUGAUUGGGCAGGACCACCCAGCUGCUAUCGAGAUUUUUGAAACUCGUAAGGACCCGUAUCACCAACGUGCUCCCCGAGCUUAUCUUACAGCCUUUGAUUGGUGUGUUGCUGGCCCCGCGGCAAGAUCCGAUGAAACAGGUCGGAGUUGUUUUCAUCUUAGCUUAUCCGAAGACCGGUGUGACAACUUGCUGCAACACUUCAUCGAGUUCGACACCUUCGGAACGAAGCCAAACGUCAUGAAGCCCAUCAGUAGAGACGAAGAAAGAGCUUGGGAAAUACUGGGAGAUACUACAAAACACAAUGGCGAACGUUACGAAUCCGGCCUAUUGUGGAAGUUGGACGACCCGGCGCUACCCAACAACUUCUUUGCUGCCCAACGACGUUUUUCCAGCCUCGAAAGAAAAUUUUCCAAAGACAAUAAACUGGCCGAAACCUACAAAGGUGUUAUCAACACUUACGUCAAUCUCAAACAUGCGCGUAAACUGUCUAAAGGAGACAUUGAUGCUGGGCCCUCAGGUCGAACAUGGUACAACCCUCAUCAUCCGGUGUUUAACCCGAACAAGCCGGGAAAAUGUCGUGUUGUAUUUGAUUUGUCCGCAAAAUGUCACGGAAUAUGCCUAAAAGAUGUUCUACGCAGAGGUCCAGAUCUCCUCACAAAUCUUGUUGGGAUUCUUCUUCGCUUCCGUCAGUACGCUGUCCCAAUCGUGGCCGAUGUGGAAAAAAUGUUCCAUCAGGUAAGGGUGUGGGCUAUCGACGGGCCGGCCUUCCGUUUCUUGUGGCGCGAUCCGGGCUCGACGAAACCAGUAGACGUCUACCAGAUGAAUGUCCACCUUUUCGGCGCUGUCUCUUCUCCAGCUGUCUGUUCGAACGCUCUGAAACAAACAGUUGCAGAGCUAAUAUGUGCGAUCAUUUUCGCGAUGGAAUUGAACCCUAAACCUUCGGCGUACCGCUCCGAUGCUCUACCAUUGAGCCAUAACUCACAGAUUUUAAUUUUCAAUUUUUACAAUGAGUUUAAAGGUAACAUGUUCACACUAGUAAUAAUUUAA